Molecule: messenger RNA, 1947 nt
Organism: Lepidothrix coronata (blue-crowned manakin)
Lineage: Eukaryota; Metazoa; Chordata; Aves; Passeriformes; Pipridae
Product: ATPase family AAA domain-containing protein 3-like
Exons: 15
Coding region: 17-1717 (566 amino acids)
Biological process (GO): mitochondrion organization
Cellular component (GO): mitochondrion
Molecular function (GO): ATP hydrolysis activity; ATP binding; zinc ion binding
Source: RefSeq, a predicted model, not a curated record
GCAGCCGCCCGCUCUCAUGUCGUGGCUGUUCGGGCUGAACCGCGGGGCCGCCCCGGGCGGCGGCGACGGCGCGGCCGGAGGGGGCCCCGGGGCGGGGACCGGCCUCUCCCUGCCCCCGGCCCCCGGCGGUGCCGCUGCUGGAGGCGCCGGGGACCGCCAGACGCCCAAGGACAAAUGGAGCAACUUCGACCCCACGGGCCUGGAGCGGGCGGCCAAGGCGGCGCGGGAGCUGGACGCGUCCCGCCAUGCCAAAGAUGCCCUCAGCCUUGCCCAGAUGCAGGAGCAGACCUUGCAGCUGGAACAACAAACCAAGCUCAAGGAGUAUGAAGCUGCCAUAGAGCAACUGAAGAACGAGCAGAUCCGGGUACAAGCAGAAGAGAGAAGGAAAACACUCAGUGAAGAAACAAAACAGCAUCAAGCAAGGGCCCAGUACCAGGACAAGCUGGCACGGCAGCGCUACGACGAGCAGAUGCGACAGCAGCAACUUGCUAAUGAGGAGAAUCUGAGGAAGCAGGAAGAAUCUGUGCAGAAGCAGGAGGCCAUGAGGCGUGCUACUGUGGAGAGAGAGAUGGAGCUGAGGCACAAGAACGAGAUGCUGCGGGUGGAGGCGGAGGCCAGAGCCCGCGCCAAGGCGGAGCGGGAGAACGCGGACAUCAUCCGGGAGCAGAUCCGCCUCAAAGCCGCCGAGCACCGCCAGACCGUGCUGGAGUCCCUCAAGACAGCUGGGAUGCUCUUUGGGGAAGGAUUCCGUGCUUUUGUAACAGACUGGGAUAAAGUUACAGCCACGGUGGCAGGUCUGACCCUGCUGGCAGUGGGUGUUUACUCUGCCAAAAAUGCCACAGCAGUAGCAGGGAGAUACAUUGAGGCUCGUUUGGGCAAACCUUCCCUGGUGAGGGAAACCUCUCGGAUCACUGUGCUGGAGGCUUUGAAACAUCCUAUCAAGGUUGGUAAACGUCUCACCAGCAAGGCUCAGGAUGCCCUUGAAGGAGUUGUUCUCAGUGCCAAAAAAAAUGAGUUUGCUUGUGCAAUCCUUUGGGUUUGGGCACAGCUCUGGGUGCCUGGCAGUGGGGCAGGAGGGUCCUUGGGCUGUCUGAGCCUCACUUACCCGUGUCCUGUUCCUGUGCUUUCCUCCCGCAGCCUCCUGCUGUUCGUGGAUGAGGCGGACGCGUUCCUGCGGAAAAGGGCCACGGAGAAAAUCAGUGAAGAUCUCAGAGCAACUUUAAAUGCAUUCCUGCACAGAACAGGGCAGCACAGCAACAAGUUUAUGCUUGUUUUAGCAAGCAACCAGCCUGAGCAGUUUGAUUGGGCUAUCAACGAUAGGAUAGAUGAGAUGGUGAACUUUGAUCUGCCCCAGCUGGAGGAACGGGAGCGGCUCGUCCGGAUGUAUUUUGAUCGGCAUGUCCUGAAACCAGCCACAGAGGGCAAACAGAGGUUGAAGUUGGCCCAGUUUGACUAUGGGAAGAAGUGCUCGGAGAUCGCCAGGCUGACCGAGGGCAUGUCUGGGAGAGAGAUCUCCCAGCUUGCUGUGGCAUGGCAGGCAGCAGCCUAUGCCUCCGAGGACGGCGUUCUCACCGAGGCCAUGAUUGACGCCCGCGUGGCCGACGCUGUGCAGCAGCACAGGCAGAAGAUGGAGUGGCUGAAAACAGAAGGUGCUGAAGAAAGCAAAGGGACUGGCAGGAACCCCCUGCUGCCUUUCCCCAAGGGAACCCCGGUGUGAGAAGUCUGCAGGCUUCAGACCAGCGUGCGUGGGGCCGAGGCCCCGGGAGAGAGCUGGGAGGGUCUUGUGGUUUGGUGGGAUCAUCUGUUGAGAGAAGUGUGUCCUUUGGUGCAAGGGAGGGGGUGCUGCCUCAGCCUGCCUUGGAUCUCGUGGUUUGAAACAGCACCAGAAAACAACAUGGUUUAAACGAGGCAGAAGCAACUGAAUUAAAGGACCCCCUUGCUGAAAUA